Messenger RNA from Macrosiphum euphorbiae (potato aphid), 306 nucleotides. The record is from the annotation of a GenBank genome assembly. NCBI's taxonomy places the organism in Eukaryota, Metazoa, Arthropoda, Insecta, Hemiptera, Aphididae.
AUGACUGAUUCCGACUCAUCUAAUUCUGAUGAUGAAAUGGUGUUGGAUGUAUUAUUUUAUUUACCCAGACCAAGAUUCUUUCGGGAUAGGUCAAACCCAUUGGAGGAUUUCGACGAUUUUGAUUUUAAAAGUAGGUUUAGACUAUCAAAGGAAACUUUUGUAUUUUUAUUACAUUUAAUUGGAAACGAUUUGCGACGUUCUACAAAUAGAAGCUUCGCCAUUUCUCCAGAAAUACAAAUUUUGGUGACUUUAAGAUACUAUGUUACAGGUACCUUUCAAGCCGUUAUUGGAGAUCACGUACACUAG